Lodderomyces oxycetoniae is the source of this 1011-nucleotide messenger RNA. Its product is annotated as putative endodeoxyribonuclease. NCBI's taxonomy places the organism in Eukaryota, Fungi, Ascomycota, Pichiomycetes, Serinales, Debaryomycetaceae. Bases 1 to 1011 code for a protein of 336 amino acids. Gene Ontology annotation, molecular function: hydrolase activity, acting on ester bonds. The transcript has a single exon. The record is from RefSeq and is a predicted model, not a curated record.
AUGGAGGAGAAACCAUUGAUUGACUUGUCAGAUAGCCACUGCCAUUUCCACCCGGAAGCAACCUUUGAAGAUGCACACAAAUUUGCCGCUAUUCUAAACAAUAGCAAUUCUUCAAAAUACUUUUUCCACUUGAUGACUACUCAGCAUAUAGAUCUUGAAUGCAUGGAUAUUCUAUUAGAGAAUUUGAAGGAGAAAAACCUUAUAGUGCCAUAUUUUGGUGUUCAUCCUUGGUUUAGUCAUUUGUUCUACUUGGGGUCCGAAAAACCAAGUAAAAUAGAUCAUUACAAUCUGGUAUUGAAACCGCCUCCAACAAAAGAGUUGUUAUCACAACUCCCCGAGCCAUUGAGUCUACUUGAACGGUUUAAUAGGAUUUUAGAACUCGUUGCAAAAUACGAUUUACAAAAGUACGGUAUUGGAGAAAUCGGUUUGGACAAGUUGUUCCGAGUCCCUAAAACCGGUUUUUUGGGCAACCCCAACUGUAAAGAAGAAGAAAAGGAACAACAACUAGAAAAAGAACAACCAGAAAAAGAGGAGAAGCUCUCACCAUCAAAAGUGACCUUGGCUCACCAGAAGGAGAUAUUCAGGCACCAGUUGGAUUUUGCCAAUAGGGUACAGAAACAAGUGUCAAUACAUUGCGUGAAAGCGCAUGGAGCAUUAUUUGAUGAGGUGAAAAAAUACCCAUUACUACGAGUGCUCCUACAUUCUUACACCGGCUCAAUAGACCAAGCUAAGUUAUGGAUAAGAACGUAUCCUCGAGAUAAGCUAUUCUUUUCAUUUUCCAAUUGGAUCAAUGGCGAAAGAGAAGAAUCUUUAAAAUUAUUGAUCAAUGAAUUAGAUGCCCGUCAAAUCUUGACAGAAAGCGAUAUUUACGUAGACAAGCUUUUCAUUCAAAACAAACGAGAAGAAUACUUGAAUCACUUGUUAGGUAUUUAUCAAAAAUUAAACCAGUAUAUAGACUUUGACUCUUUGCAGGUCAAAGCCAACAUGCUAACGUCAAUAAACGCAAUAUAA